Racocetra fulgida is the source of this 1584-nucleotide messenger RNA. The record is from the annotation of a GenBank genome assembly. Lineage: Eukaryota; Fungi; Glomeromycota; Glomeromycetes; Diversisporales; Gigasporaceae.
AUGUGUUCUUUAACACCGUCUGCAUAUUUCGCAUGUUAUACUGUCGACAAAACUGUUCAAGAAUUAGAUAGUGACUUAGAAAAUGGUCUUAAUCCAAGUCAGGCGGUUGAGAAGAGGAAAACAAGUGGUUAUAAUGAAUUCGAAGUUGAGGAAGGCGACCAUCCAGAAUAUCGAUCAGAAAAAUCUCUCGAGGCACUAAAUAAAUUAGUACCUCAUCACUGUCAUUUAACCCGAGUUAAUGUUAAUACUAUUUCUUUUUUUAAUAGAGAUGGUCAUUUAGCAACAAUUUCAGCUGCUGAAUUGGUGCCAGGAGACUUGGUCCGUUUUGGUGUUGGUGACAGAGUUCCUGCUGAUGUUAGAUUAAUAACGGCGGUAAACCUAGAAAUUGAUGAAUCUAAUUUGACUGGUGAAACUAAACCUAGAAAGAAGACAAUUGAUGUAAUGAUUUCAGAAAGUAAUUAUGUAGAAUCAAUUCAAGAAAGAAAAAAUAUUGCAUUUAUGGGAACUCUUGUUAGGAAUGGUCAUGGAUCUGGUAUUGUUGUUGGAACUGGAAAUAACACUGAGUAUGGUGUUGUAUUUUCUCUAGUAAAAGAGGCGGAAACACCAAAAACUCCAUUUCAAAUUAGCAUGAAUGAUCUUGGAAAAAAAUUAUCCUACUUGUCUGUCAGUUUGGCCGUUGCAGCUAUUCCUGAAGGACUUCCAAUUGUUGUAGCUGUAACCUUAGGUUUGGGUGUUUUACGAAUGGCUAGAAAAAAUGCAAUUAUAAAAAAGUUACCUUCUGUCGAAACUUUGGGUUCUGUAAAUGUUAUUUGCGUAGAUAAAACCGGUACAUUGACUGAAAAUGUUAUGACUGUCACAAAGAUUUUUACAUUAGAUGAAGAAACAAUUUUCGAUUUGGAACAUGGUUUGCCUUCUAAAACAACUGUUGCAAUGCGAGAAGUUCUCAAAAUUGGAGGACUUUGUAACAAUGCAAAGAUUGAUGAUGAAGGAAAAAAAUUUGGGCAGGCUACUGAUGUUGCAUUACUUGAUUGUCUUAUAAAAAUGAAUCUGGAAGAUGAAAUCAUGGGAUACGAUCGAGUUUCAGAAAUUCCAUUUAAUUCUGAACAAAAAUGGAUGUCUGUAACUUGUCGAAGAAAAAAUGAUAAUUCAUCGUCAGAGAUUAUAUAUUUCAAAGGUUCAAUAGAAGUUGUAUUAGGAAAAUGUACUUCAUAUUAUGUUUCAGAAACACAUAAACCACCAUUGGACGUUCCAGCGAAAGAGUCGGUGAUGCGACAUGUUACUGCAAUGUCUUCUCUUGGUCUUCGAGUCCUUGCUAUGGCAUCUGGGUCUGAUCACAACAAACUUACUUUUGUAGGAUGUGUUGCAAUGUAUGAUCCUCCAAGAAAAGGAGUUGAGAAGGCUAUAAAGCAGUUAAUUGGUGGUGGUGUCAAACAACAUUAUUUUAUAUUAGAUCAAACGGCCCUUUCAAUUGCACGAAAGUUAGGCAUACCAGUAAAUCCAGCAAAUCAUUCUAAUUGUCUAACUGGUGCAGAUAUUGAAGCUAUGUCAAGUGAUGAUUUAAAGGCGGUUAUUGGCUCAAUAACU